Pochonia chlamydosporia 170 is the source of this 1383-nucleotide messenger RNA. Its product is annotated as SWI/SNF complex protein. Gene Ontology annotation, biological process: regulation of transcription by RNA polymerase II. NCBI's taxonomy places the organism in Eukaryota, Fungi, Ascomycota, Sordariomycetes, Hypocreales, Clavicipitaceae. Gene Ontology annotation, cellular component: nucleus; SWI/SNF complex. The transcript is spliced from 5 exons. The record is from RefSeq and is a predicted model, not a curated record. Bases 1 to 1383 code for a protein of 460 amino acids.
AUGCAAGGUCAAUAUCGCAAUUAUGCCCAGCAAGUACCUCACCGCUCCCCUCACGCUGCUAGUCAGCGUCGCGGGGGCAUAGGGCCAAUGAUGUCGUCUGGUCCCCAUCCUUCUGUGCCAUUAACUCAAGCGCAGAUAGCACAGCAGCAACAAGCACAGGCUCAUGCCCACGAGCUGGCAAGGCGUCGGAGCCGCAAACCAACCGACAAGAAUAUUCCCGAUGGGGUAGACGACUGCAUUGUUGACCAAGAGGCUGUUCAGAGAUACAAGGCACUGAGGGACGUUGAGAGAAUUCUGGACGCCACUACAACCCGUAAACGGCUCGAUGUAUCAGACUCAUGUAGCCGAACUAACAGCAAGCUCUCCAAAACACUUCGAAUUUGGGUCAGCAACACUGUUGAAGACCAAGCUUGGCAAGGUACAGGGCUCAAUGUUGACACCUUCGAUUUCACAUCAAACAUGGAGGCAUCAUAUCGCGUCAAAAUUGAAGGCCGAUUGCUAGAUGACGACAUGCUCAAUGACACAAACCCCUCUCCCGAUCCUCUGUCAGGUACCGCAGGGGAAGCAGGUAAACCCGAGUCAAAUCAACAUGACAUUCCAAAUUCUGGUACUUCUCCAACUUGCCGGUUCUCCCACUUCUUCAAGUCACUAUCCGUCGAUUUCGAUCAUCCUCGCUUCCCGAGUGGCUCAGGACACAACGUUGAAUGGAAAAAGCCGGAAGCGGGAUCCAAAACUCAGUCUAGCAGCAACACUAUUUCCGCCACGGACUUCGAUGAGCUUACUUUCAAAAGAAACGGCGAUGAAAACACGAAUAUUAUGAUCAAUUUGUACCGGCACGAAUCUCCUGAGCGUUACCAAUUCAGCCCUGAGCUUGAGGACGUAAUUGACAUGCAUGAAGGGACACAACAGGAAGCGGUGGGGGCAUUGUGGGAAUACGUCAGGUUCUGGAAUCUCCAAGAGGACGAGGAGAAACGGAAUUUUCGGUGUGAUGAGCUCCUGAAAAAGGUUAUCGGAAGAGGUGAUAUCGGAUAUAUACCAAUGUUGAAUGACUAUGUCACACAGCACCUUCGGCCACUACCUCCAGUUAGAUUACCCUAUACAAUCCGCGUCGACGAAGCCUUCCAUAAGGAUCCUCAGGCCACAGUCUACGACGUACAGGUCCUCGUGGACGAUUCUUUGCGCGGUGCGCUGCAGCCUCUUAUCAAUAAUUCACAAUAUGCGUCCAUGCUAAAGGAUGUUACCUUGCUUGAUGAGCAAUUAGCUCGUUUGGUACAAGCUAUUGCAGUUUCAAAGGCUAAACACUCCUUUUUUGUCUCCUUGAGUGAGGAUCCAGCGAACUUCGUCAAAAGUUGGCUGAGUUCGCAGAGACGAGACCUCGAGUAA